AUGAACAGAUCGAUUUGGUCAGCGGAUAAGAACGAUUGGCUGGGUGGGGAUCCCGGAGAAAUAUUGUUGUACAACGGCAAAACAUCUCACCAGCAGCAACAACUUCAACAAAACAAACUUCUUCUACAGCAACAUCAACGACUUGUUUUCAAGAACGGCGAGUGCAACGUGACGAGGGCGAACAUUAAGAAGAGGAGACAGCGCUACAUGGCUGAUAUAUUUACCACGCUUGUCGAUAUUAAAUGGCGAUGGAAUCUUUUAAAUUUUGUUUUGGCAUUCACUCUCAGCUGGAUAAUAUUCGCCCUCGCAUGGUGGUUAAUUUGUUUCAGUCAUGGAGAUUUCAGCAGCCACCAUCAGGGUAAAAAUUCUACGGAAAAAUGUGUGGAGGAGGUUUACGACUUCACAACGGCCCUACUAUUUUCAAUAGAAACGCAACAAACAAUUGGAUUUGGAUCUCGAAGAAUGAAUCCACACUGUCCUGAAGCCAUUUUUGUUAUGAUGUGUCAAUCUUGCUUUGGAGUUAUUAUACAAGCGCUAAUGACUGGAUUGGUGUUUGCCAAACUAUCGAGACCCAAAAAAAGAGCCGAGACAUUGCUCUUCAGUAAAAAUGCGCUAAUCUGUAAAAGAGAAGGUCAACUCUGUUUAUUGUUCCGAGUUGGCGAUAUGAGGAAAUCUCACAUAGUAGAAGCUCACGUCAGGGCAAUUAUGAUCAAAGCUAGAAAAACUAGAGAAGAAGAAGAAAUUCCGCUGUACCAGUACGACCUGGCCCUCGGAGAUGGAGAAACUGAAGGAAGGCUGUUCAUGGUUUGGCCCGUCAUCGUCGAACACAAAAUUGAUGAGAGAAGUCCAUUUUGGGAACUGUCCGCGGAGAAAGUUAGACAAGGCGAUUUUGAAAUUGUCGUCGUUUUAGAAGGAAUUGUUGAAUCGACAGGAAUGACCACACAAGCGAGAACCAGCUACCUGCCGUCAGAAAUUUUGUGGGGUCACCUCUUUCAAAAAUUGGUCACUUUCGAUAACGAUUCUGGCCAGUACUUCAUCGACUACUCACGUUUUCAUUCAACAUACGCAGUAGAAAUUCCGCAGUGUAGCGCUAAAGAUAUGCAAAACUUGACGGACGAG
Molecule: messenger RNA, 1119 nt
Organism: Helobdella robusta
Lineage: Eukaryota; Metazoa; Annelida; Clitellata; Rhynchobdellida; Glossiphoniidae
Exons: 1
Biological process (GO): potassium ion import across plasma membrane; regulation of monoatomic ion transmembrane transport
Cellular component (GO): plasma membrane
Molecular function (GO): inward rectifier potassium channel activity
Source: RefSeq, a predicted model, not a curated record